CUUAAAACAAAACGGUCAUAAAUUAAAUAGCGGUGACCAUUUUAUACAAUUUCAAAGUUUUGUUACCGUAUUGUUACAAAUUAAAGGUUUGUGACCAUUUUGUACUAAGUGCAAAGGUUUGUUACCAUUUAUACUAAUUACCCCAAAUGUCCAUCCCUCUCUUCCAGCGGAUCCUCCACUUUCUAUUCCGUUUCAUCGCACAUCCGAAGACAAACUUACAGCUCAUCACUCUCUCUUCUCUUCCUCCCUUUGCUUUGCUUCCUUCACAGCCUUUGCUUUGCUCUCUGGUUUUCCUUUCCCCAUAUUCCCCUUUCUUCCUUUCUUUCCCCUCGCUCAGAAACAUUCGCCGCAAAGCACUCCUCCCCCUUCCACCGGCCGGCGACCCAAAUGCCUCCUCCUUCCCCUCCAACCAUCUGAAACCCUACAAUUACUGCUGAUUGCCGGAACAGCAACUAAUUGCCGGAGGGGGACAAAUAAGAGAGGGACGGCGAGACUGUAAGUAGUGAAUAAAACAAGCCAAUAAUGUCUCUGUACGACGCUGCAUUCUUGAACACUGAACUCUCGAAGCCUACUUCCAUCUUCGGCCUCCGCCUGUGGGUGGUGAUUGGAAUCCUUCUGGGCUCACUGAUAGUCCUCGCCCUCUUCCUCCUCUCCCUCUGCCUAACUUCUCGCCGCAAAAGCCGGAAACGCCCCAAACUCGCCGAGCCCACUCCGCCCGUUUCUAAAGAAAUCCAGGAGAUUGUUCAGUUCCCAGCACAUGAUCACCACCACCACCACCACCACCACGCGGCGCCGGUCCCUGAGAUUCAGGUGGAGAUCGGCAAGAUCGAGCAUCGGGUCGUGUUCUCCGACAGAGCUUCCAGCGGGGAGAGCAGAGCCACCGCCAGCGGCGGGGAGACGGCGUCUUUUGGAAGCGGGAGCGUUGGGCCGGAGGUUUCUCAUCUCGGGUGGGGGCGGUGGUACACGCUGAGGGAGCUGGAGAUUGCGACGGAUGGGCUUUGUGAGGAGAAUGUGAUUGGGGAAGGUGGGUAUGGGAUUGUCUAUCGUGGGAUUUUGGGCGACGGCACCAAAGUUGCUGUGAAGAACUUGCUCAAUAACAGGGGUCAAGCUGAGAAGGAGUUCAAGGUGGAGGUGGAGGCGAUUGGAAGGGUGAGGCAUAAGAAUCUUGUGAGAUUGCUUGGAUACUGUGUUGAGGGUGCUUAUAGGAUGCUUGUUUAUGAAUAUGUUGACAAUGGUAAUCUGGACCAAUGGCUUCAUGGUGAUGUUGGUUUAGUGAGCCCUCUCAAAUGGGAUGUUCGUGUGAAUAUUAUACUUGGGAUGGCGAAAGGAUUGGCUUAUCUUCAUGAGGGUCUUGAACCAAAGGUUGUCCAUCGAGACAUAAAAUCCAGCAACAUACUCCUGGAUCACAAUUUGCACCCAAAGGUUUCUGAUUUUGGGCUCGCCAAACUCUUAUGCUCCGAGAGCAGUUACGUCACCACUCGUGUGAUGGGAACCUUUGGUUAUGUAGCACCGGAGUAUGCUUGCACUGGAAUGCUGAAUGAAAAAAGUGACGUUUAUAGCUUUGGCAUACUUGUAAUGGAGAUAAUUUCUGGGAGAAGCCCUGUGGAUUACAGUCGUCCACAAGGAGAGGUGAAUCUGGUGGAGUGGCUAAAAACCAUGGUUGGGAACCGAAAAUCGGAGGAAGUAGUGGAUCCUAAGUUGCCGGAAAUGCCAGCUUCGAAAGCCCUGAAGCGGGUACUCUUGGUUGCUCUUCGAUGUGUGGAUCCUGAUGCUACGAAAAGACCCAAAAUGGGGCAUGUGAUUCACAUGCUUGAAGCGGAUGAUGUACUAUUUCGUGAUGAGCGUCGAAUCGGAAAAGAAGGACAAGCAGCAGCAGGAAAUAAGUCUCGUGGGAAACUAGGAGAUGUGGUUUCUGAUAAAAGCGAAGAAGAGGGUAGCAGUAGGAAUCAGCAGCAGCAAAGCAGAUGUGGACAUUUGAAAAUGAGUCGCUCACAGGAUCCACACCGACCCUUUUUCCCCUUUGGAAAUCCUUUCCGGAUGAUAUCGCCAAAGGGCUCGCAGAUGUCUCCAAGACUUGUUUCUGUACUGAAUAGCUUUGAGGAAACCUUGGCAGAGAGGCUGAGCAAACUUAUUCCAGAAGACAAGGGUGAUGUUCUGAGUCUGACAUGGAUGAUAUCAGCCAUGGAAUCCCUCUGUGAGACUCAUACCGACAUUAAAACCCUCAUCACCGAUCUCGAGCUUCCAGUCACAGAUUGGGAUCAGAAGUGGAUUGAUGUCUAUUUGGACGUCAGUGUGAGGUUGCUUGAUAUUUGCAUUGCUCUAAGCUCUGAGAUCUCGAGGCUUAACCAAGGCCAUCUCUUGCUUCAGUGUGUCUUGCAUAAUUUGGAAUCAGGGAUCCCUGAGCGUUAUAUGAAAGCACGUUCGUCCCUUGAUAACUGGAGACAUCAUAUUUGCUCUAAGAACCCUAGAGUUCAGAGUUGUGGCUCCAUCUUAGACAGUCUUGUCGAGACAUUGGAUCUUCCCAAGGUGAAGAAUUCCGCCAAGGGGAAGGUCCUGAUGCGUGCCAUGUAUGGUGUCAAGGCGGAGACAAUAUUCAUCUGCAGCGUGUUUGCUUCUGCCUUUUCCAGCUCGUCAAAGAAUCUCUUGGAUUUAACUAUCCCAGAUACAGUCUUGUGGAAUCGUGCUUUUUCCGAUUUGCAAACAAGAGUGAAUGGGGAAAUCAGAGAGACAUUCUCAUCUGGAAAAUUUACUGCUCUGAAAGAGCUGGAGUCUGUUGAUUCUAUUGUGAAGGCCCUGUAUCCUGCUAUUCAAGAUGGGGUGCAGCAACCUCCUGAGGUGGAGGAGGAAGCCAUGAAGAUUUGCUUCACCGAGUUGCUGGGUGGAGCUGAGAAGCUAUCGAAAGGCCUGGAUCUCCUUGCUAAACAAGUGGACACCUUCUUCAAAAUAGUUUUAAGUGGUCGUGAUGCUUUGCUUUGUAAUCUAAGAGUUUCGAGUACCGAAACAAAUGCUGUGACGACGGCUGCUUGGAGCGAGAAGUUCAGAAGUGAGUUAAAAGAGUACUCGAGUAUGUCGACGGAGACUAGCACAGGCGAGCACAGCAUCAGAGGAGCGCCGACUCACGGCGGUCGAUACGUCCAGUAUAAUGUGUACGGGAACCUCUUCGAGGUCUCCAGGAAGUACGUCCCUCCGAUUCGCCCCGUAGGUCGAGGUGCUUACGGUAUCGUCUGUGCUGCGAUGAAUUCAGAGACAAGAGAGGAAGUGGCCAUAAAGAAGAUUGGCAAUGCGUUUGACAACCGUAUAGAUGCCAAAAGGACCUUGCGAGAAAUUAAGCUUCUGCGACACAUGGAUCAUGAGAAUAUUAUUGCCAUCAAAGACAUAAUUAGGCCUCCUCAAAAGGAGAACUUCAAUGAUGUUUACAUCGUUUACGAGUUGAUGGACACAGAUCUUCAUCAAAUUAUCCGCUCCAACCAAUCAUUGACAGAUGAUCAUUGUCGUUAUUUUCUGUAUCAAGUUCUGAGAGGACUCAAAUAUGUUCAUUCAGCACAUGUUCUGCAUCGUGAUUUGAAGCCCAGCAACUUGCUUUUGAAUUCCAACUGCGACCUGAAGAUUGCAGACUUUGGGCUUGCCAGGACGACUUCAGAGACAGAUUUCAUGACCGAGUAUGUUGUUACUCGCUGGUAUCGAGCACCUGAGUUACUCCUUAAUUGUUCAGAGUACACCGCAGCUAUUGAUAUAUGGUCAGUGGGUUGCAUACUCGGCGAAAUCAUGACCCGUCAACCUUUGUUCCCUGGCAGAGACUAUGUUCAUCAGCUGAGACUUAUCACAGAGCUCAUAGGUUCCCCUGACGACAUGAGCCUGGGUUUCCUACGAAGUGAUAAUGCUCGAAGAUACGUGAGACAGCUUCCACAAUACCCUAAGCAAAAUUUUGCAGCUCGAUUUCCUAACUCAUCUGCUGGUGCUGUUGAUUUAUUAGAGAAGAUGCUUGUAUUUGAUCCAAACAGACGCAUAACAGUGGACGAGGCUCUAUGCCACCCGUACUUGGCACCUCUUCACGAUAUCAACGAGGAGCCAGUUUGUCCAAGGCCCUUCGUUUUCGAUUUUGAGCAGCCAUCAUUCACUGAGGAGAACAUAAAGGAGCUCAUCUGGAGAGAAUCUGCAAGAUUCAACCCAGACGCAUGAGAAAAUGUCGUGCGGCGGUGGUAAUCGCACAAUACGGACAGAAGUUGUUAAUGAUUCUGGAUUAUGUCCCAAGUACACCCAUCAGUUGGCUUCCCACUUUAACUCAGCAGGAUUGUUGUUUGUUGUGCAUGAAGAAGGUCAACCAUAAUUUGACUUGGUAUGCAGUAUCAUUGGUGUGUAUAAACUGACAUUGCGCGCGCGGUGCAACGGAGGAUGUAUCUGCAGGCAUUAGUUUCGUAGAAAGCCAAAGCUCCCUUUGCUGUUAGAAGAUUGUUUAUGCUUCUGAUGUAGAACAUGUUCCAUGCGAAGUAGACAGCUAGUAACCUGCAACGAACUGUCUCAGAACGAGUGGCGGGGUUUUGUGUAUUGUUGCAAUAAUGGAGAUGAUAUUCUCAGGACUUUCAUUUCUCUCCCUUUUUCUGUUUAAGUAUAUCUGCUACUCUUAAUACAAACAGCAGAGUGCAGAUUAAGCUACAGCUUCGAUACAGGGAGAUACUUGGAACAAAACUAUGCUUAUCC
This is a messenger RNA of Linum tenue, 4698 nucleotides long. The record is from the annotation of a GenBank genome assembly. NCBI's taxonomy places the organism in Eukaryota, Viridiplantae, Streptophyta, Magnoliopsida, Malpighiales, Linaceae.